Stereum hirsutum FP-91666 SS1 is the source of this 1085-nucleotide messenger RNA. RefSeq lists its product as uncharacterized. The coding region runs from base 108 to 950 and encodes 280 amino acids. NCBI's taxonomy places the organism in Eukaryota, Fungi, Basidiomycota, Agaricomycetes, Russulales, Stereaceae. The transcript is spliced from 4 exons. The record is from RefSeq and is a predicted model, not a curated record.
CCGACUUCACGACAGAGACUCACUUCCUGACUUGUACUCUGUCAGUCAUACUAGCCUCACUAACACCAGUGCUUAUACUGUGGCUCCUUCUGAAAGCUCAGAUAACGAUGGCAAAUCUAUUUCGGACCGAGAACGGGUCUCGCAUACGCUUCUACUUCUACAACAUCCCCGACGACAGAAAGGCAGAACUGACAGAAAAGAUCCAGGUACAUGGCGGCCGUGUAACGAAAAUCGAGCCCGCCGUGCACCCAGACGCCGAUACCAAACAAUUCGUAAUCCUCGUAAACACAGACGCACAGCUCUACAAACUACGCAAAUCAUACGAAGGCAAAGAGAAUGUCCGCAUAUCGAAGACCGGUGUUGUAGACCUGAGCAUCAAGCGUGGCUCUUACAGUCGUUCUUUGCCUCCGUCUAUGACUCCGAAGCCUCCUGUAGUGGAGAGGGUCCCGUAUACGGCAGAGGACGAAGAGAAUAUGGUUCGAUGGCUUGCUACACGCAUGCCACACAAAGCCGACGGUGGACGCGCCGGAAACCUCGAAUGGCAAGAGCUUUGCUCACGCGCGGCACAAUACGGCGAGAACGAAUGGGCGAAACGCCACACCUGGCAAUCAUGGCGAGACCACUACAAGCAUAAGCAAACAGACUUGGACUCUAGGAUCGAUAAACUCGUGGAAUUGUAUCCUCCAUCGUCGGAUAGGAAAGGGAUGGCUCCUGUGAAGCGUUCGGUGAAGAGGCUGAGGAGGUCGGAUGCACUUGGUGAUGACUCGGAUGGGGAAGUGUUUGAUCUUAGCGAUGAUGGCACAGACAAGGAGCAGAUGAGGGAGGAGGCGGUGGAAGCGGAAGAAGAGGAGGAGGAAGAAGAAGAAGAAGAAGAAAACUUGUCAGGUAAAGAAGCCUCGGGUGGGGUAGGGAAAAAUAGAAAGAGAAGCCUGACAGGAAAGAGUUUGUAGACGUGCUCCGAUGUCGCCAAUCCUUAUAAGUAUUCUCCACCGUCCUUUCUCCUCACUCAUACUUACACUCUUACUCUAAACUUCGUCCGUCCGACUCAUACGACUUUCAUUUUCUAUAAUCUCAUAGUGGCCCUC